CUAAAACAUAAUACAGUGCAAACAAACCAAACCAACCACCCACAGAUAACAGUACAUACAAGCAAGCGUCGUCAGGCAGGCCGGGUCAAUAUCAAUAGGGCAGGUAGGUACAGGGGGAGCAAGCGGAGAUGGGUCGGGGUCACAGGCCAGGUUCAGCAGGUAGCAAGCAGCGUGGUACAGAGGGCCAGGCAGAGGGAUGGUCAGGAGCGAGCCGGGAUCAGAGCAGGAGAAGUCAGCAGCGGUUCAGAUCAGGCAGGGUCAGCAAAGGAACAGAAACAGGAUGCAGGACAGAUACAGGGCCCAGGACAAACACAACACCAAGGCAGAGUCUGCAAGUCUGGCCAU
Molecule: messenger RNA, 345 nt
Organism: Staurois parvus
Lineage: Eukaryota; Metazoa; Chordata; Amphibia; Anura; Ranidae
Source: the annotation of a GenBank genome assembly